UACCGCAGGAUGAAAGCCGUACCAAUUGAACAGCGGCUCGUCGCGCGAAGAUCGCAUAUUCAUGGAUGGGGCUUGUUUACCAAAUCGGAUAUCCAGAAGGACGACCCAAUCAUCGAAUAUAUGGGGGAAGUGAUCCGACAGCCAAUUGCGGAUCAACGAGAACGCGCGUACGAAAUUUCCGGAGAAGGUAGCUGCUACAUGUUCCGUCUAGACAUGCAGCGCAUUGUGGAUGCGACGAAGAUUGGCUGCAUGGCACGCUUUAUGAAUCAUUGCUGUGGCCCAAACGCAUACGCGAAAAUUAUUUCGGUUGACGCCGAGUUGGGUCAGGACCGCAAGAUUGUGGUGUUUGCAAAUCGCGACAUAUCCGCUGGGGAAGAGAUAACGUAUGAUUACAAGUUUCCGGUUGAAGAUGGCAGUCUCCGGUGUACUUGCGGGGCUCCCAAUUGUAUUGGGCGAUUGAAUUAA
Messenger RNA from Phaeodactylum tricornutum CCAP 1055/1, 465 nucleotides. RefSeq lists its product with no specific name. Lineage: Eukaryota; Bacillariophyta; Bacillariophyceae; Surirellales; Neidiaceae. The annotation marks the transcript as partial. Gene Ontology annotation, molecular function: histone H3K4 methyltransferase activity; protein binding. The record is from RefSeq and is a predicted model, not a curated record. The transcript is spliced from 2 exons. Gene Ontology annotation, cellular component: Set1C/COMPASS complex.